UUAAAUAUUAAAUUAUUUGUUAUAUAUAUAUUUUUUCUCUCUUCUGAGUUUGUCUUCGAGUUUGGCCGAAAACAGAUCCCUCUUUUUUCAUUGUCAGAGUUGCUGGUUCGUUCGAUCUCGUGGAUCAAAAUCCCGCGACAUUCUCGUAACUCAGUUUCUCUUUCUCCGCGAAACCAGUUCUUUCUUCUCUGUAACUCUUUCUCAAUCAACAUUUCAACACAUCCUUCGUUUUCCGAUUUUCCUUUAUUGCUCUGUUUUAUCGGAAUUCACAAAUUCCAGAUUAGGGUUUAUAGAGAAACUGUAAAAUUCUCUCGAAUCGGAGCUUCGGGGUUUAAUUUACUCAAUGCAGCUGCGGUGAUUGUUCGUUAAAUAAUUUCCUUAAACAAUGAUAAUCAAGCGGAACCUGAAAUUCCAAAUGCCGAGUCUGAAACGGAAGAGACUCGGUGACUCGGCGGGUGAAGGGGACGAGUCAGCCGCGUCCACUCGUAAGAAGAAGAAGAAAACUACCAACGGGUAUUAUCCAAUUAACAUCCUCUGUGGCUUCGCUGCCGGCGUAAUUCCCGCGAGUUUUCGCGGGUUACUCGGCGCUGCAGCUGCUGUGUUACCACCGGAGAAGACGUUUUCUAAUGUGUGCACCACGGAGAUAUCUUAUUCUCGGGGCAAAGUGGAGGUAAAUUCGAAUUCGAAUUCGAAUGAUUUGAAUGAAAUUGAAGAAGAGGAAGUUGCAGUGGCGGUUAGAGGGAAGAAGGAUAGUAAUGUGUCUCGGCCGCCGCUUGUGCGGACUUCGCGGGGGCGAGUUCAGGUGCUGCCUUCGCGCUUCAACGAUUCGGUUAUGGAUGAUUGGAGGAAGGAUGGUACGAGUGAAUUUGAGAGUGUGGAAGAGGCACCAAAGGCUUCUUGCAAGAGAAGAAAUGGGGAAAGGAAUGGGCAGAAGAGUAAGAGCUAUGCCACAUUGUGUUUGAACUCGAAUUCGCGCGGCUCGAUGGCAUUGAGGAAGCGUGAGGUGUAUCUUGAGGAUGUUGGAUUUGUGGAGGUGGAGGAAGUUGACAUAACAAGGAAUGAGGGAGUUCUGAAGGUGGAAGAGGAAGAAGAAGAAGAGGAAGAAGAAGACAAGAAGAAGAGGAAGAAUAAGGAAGAAGGGUUGUAUGGACCAGAAGAUUUUUAUGCAGGUGAUAUCGUGUGGGCAAAAGCGAGAAAGAAGGAACCGUUUUGGCCUGCCAUUGUCAUUGAUCCUACCACUCAGGCACCUGAACUUGUCUUGAGGACAUGCAUAGCUGAUACGGCUUGUGUCAUGUUUCUUGGAUACUCAGGGAAAGAAAAUGAAAGGGAUUAUGCAUGGGUGAAGUAUGGGAUGAUAUUUCCAUUUAUGGAUUAUGUAGACAGGUUUCAGGGGCAGUCUGAGUUGAGUUACUGUAAUCCAUCUGAAUUUCAAACUGCAAUAGAGGAGGCGUUUUUGGCGGAUCAGGGAUUUUCAGAGAAGUUGAUAGCAGAUAUUAAUUCAUCAGCUAUCAACACUACCUACAGUGAUUCGGGUGUAAAGAGAUUGAAGGAGGUUACUCAUGCAAACCAGCAUGCUGAGCAACGCUUUCUAAAUCUGGAUUUAAUCAAUAAGAAAAUAGACACACGGCCUUGUGAAGCAUGUGGAGUGAACCUUCCUUUCAAAACGUCGAAAAAAACAAAGAACUCAACUCCUAUUCGCCAACUCCUAUGCAAAACAUGCGUUGGGUUAACAAAAUCUAAGCAUUAUUGUGGCAUAUGCAAGAAAAUUUGGAAUCAUUCAGACAGUGGAAGCUGGGUACGUUGUGAUGGAUGUAAAGUGUGGGUGCAUGCAGAAUGUGACAAAAUUUCCGGCAACCUUUUCAAGAAUCUUGGAGGCACUGAUUAUUUCUGCCCUAGUUGCAAAGUGAAGUUUAAUUUUGAGUUAUCUGAUUCCGAAAAAUCACAGCCAAAAGUCAAAUGGAGCAAAAACAAUGGGCAGCUAGUGCUUCCAAAAAGGGUCAAUGUUCUAUGCAAUGGUGUGGAAGGAAUCUAUCAUCCAAGCCUUCACUUAGUUGUUUGCAAGUGUGGUUUUUGUGAGACAGAAAAGCAAUCGCUUAGCGAAUGGGAACGCCACACAGGUUCCAAAUUGAGAAAUUGGAGAACAAGUGUUCGGGUGAAAGGCUCCAUGCUAUCACUGGAACAAUGGAUGCUGCAAUUGGCCGAGUUUCAUUCUAAUGCCGUAGUUCCUAUCAAACCCAAAAAACCUUCCUUAAAAGAAAGGAAGCAGAAGUUGCUUACGUUUUUGCAAGAGAAGUAUGAACCGGUUUGUGCUAAGUGGACUACAGAACGAUGUGCUGUUUGCAGAUGGGUUGAAGAUUGGGACUACAACAAAAUUAUCAUUUGCAAUAGAUGUCAAAUAGCUGUUCAUCAAGAAUGCUACGGUGCAAGGAAUGUUAGAGACUUCACAUCAUGGGUUUGUAAAGCUUGUGAAACACCUGAAAUUAAACGGGAGUGUUGUCUUUGUCCCGUAAAAGGUGGUGCUCUAAAGCCAACAGAUAUUGACACAUUAUGGGUUCAUGUCACUUGUGCUUGGUUUCGGCCUGAAGUGGCUUUUGCUAGUGAUGAGAAGAUGGAGCCUGCUUUGGGUAUUCUUAGUAUUCCGUCAAGUUCUUUUGUUAAGAUUUGUGUUAUUUGUAAGCAAAUUCAUGGUUCAUGCACACAAUGUUGCAAGUGUUCUACUUAUUUCCAUGCCAUGUGUGCAUCAAGGGCUGGCUACCGAAUGGAGUUGCACAUUUCGGAGAAAAAUGGUAAACAGACAACAAAAAUGGUUUCCUAUUGUGCUUAUCACAGGGCUCCCAAUCCAGACACUGUUUUGAUUAUGCAAACCCCCCUUGGGGUCAUUUCAACUAAAAGUCUUCUACAAACUAAGAAAAAAACGGGUUCCAGGCUAAUUUCCUCUAGAAGAACAAAGGUAGAAGAAACCCCUCAAGCAGAUGAUACUGAACAUGAGCCAUUCUCUGCCGCUAGAUGUCGAAUCUUUCAAAGAACAAACUACACUAAAAAGAAAUCAGCAGCUGAUGCCGUUCCUCAUCGUGUGAGGGGUCCCUAUCAUCAUCCUUUAGAUGCAAUACAGAGUUUGAAUGCUCCCAAAGUGGUACAGGAGCCUCAGGCAUUUUCUUCUUUUAGAGAGCGCCUUUACCACUUACAGAGAACCGAAAAUGAAAGGGUUUGCUUUGGUAGAUCAGGCAUUCAUGGAUGGGGACUUUUUGCACGUAGAAAUAUUCAAGAAGGAGAAAUGGUUCUUGAAUAUCGUGGUGAACAAGUGAGACGUAGCAUUGCGGAUCUCAGGGAGGCACGCUAUAGAUUAGAAGGGAAAGACUGCUAUCUAUUUAAGAUAAGUGAAGAAGUGGUAGUAGAUGCCACUGAUAAAGGAAAUAUAGCAAGGCUAAUUAACCAUUCUUGUAUGCCAAAUUGCUAUGCAAGGAUCAUGAGUGUAGGUGAUGAUGAGAGCCGGAUCGCACUCAUUGCCAAGACUGAUGUAACGGCUGGCGAUGAGCUAACGUAUGACUACUUGUUUGAUCCUGAUGAGCCAGAUGAAUUUAAAGUCCCUUGUUUAUGCAAAGCUCCGAACUGCCGCAAGUUCAUGAAUUAGGACUAUAAUAUACACAGAUCAGGAUGACAUUAUUGUUUCUCCACAAGGAGCCUAACCCAUCCCCUUCAUUAGUGGGAACCUCAUAGUUAACCUAAGCUGUAAUUUUAAACAAACCAUAGGUACAGGAAAGAAAACAGAAAAGUGGAAAAAAAAUUUUUCUUUUAAUUUUUCCCAAUUUCUUAGUGUUUGAUUUUCUUGGAAUUAUGGCGCUGAAUAAAAGCCGUAGUGGCUUUAGGCUCUUGGCGUUUUGUAAAUGGGACUCAUAAUAUUGCUUCGUUCUAUAAAAGCUAGUGCAAGCCUCAGUAUAUUUCUUCUCUUA
Arachis stenosperma is the source of this 3950-nucleotide messenger RNA. RefSeq names its product histone-lysine N-methyltransferase ATX5-like. The record is from RefSeq and is a predicted model, not a curated record. Gene Ontology annotation, biological process: regulation of transcription by RNA polymerase II. The transcript is spliced from 23 exons. Gene Ontology annotation, molecular function: protein binding. The coding region runs from base 386 to 3631 and encodes 1081 amino acids. NCBI's taxonomy places the organism in Eukaryota, Viridiplantae, Streptophyta, Magnoliopsida, Fabales, Fabaceae.